GCGCAAGGUCCGGAACAAUACCUCGUGCCCCGGUCUUUUGCUGUCGUCUGCAGUCGGCAUCUUCUGUCAGUCGGCCAUCCGCCCAGCUGUCGCGAGUCUACGGUGCUGAAGAAGCUCCAGCUGGAUUACACUAGUGUCGUUUUCGAGCCCAUGUUUGACUUCCAGGGAAUGACGGAUUGUAUUCAAAGGGGUUGACUGGACCAUUCGCAUGAUGGCAGCAUUCGUAUCAUCUGGUGAGCGCCUCUUUCAUCAUGAUCAGAAGCACCAGCUGUCUGACUGUACGUUCCAACGUGUUGAGCCCGGAUCACUUGCCGCUGCCGAUGCUCAUUGUCGGAUGGGUCAGCGGGCCAGUCGCGCGGCUGACGUGAGGCAGUGCUGAACUAUUCCAGGCGGAUUACUCUCGUGAUCCUUCUGAUCUCACAGUGAAAUCCGGCUGAUGAGACACCGUCGCCAAAGCGCCACGUGCCAUGGUCUUGUUCCGCUGACAACAUCAAGUCAGCGAGCCGUGCGCCUGGCAUGAUGUGUUCUUAGGAUCAUCUCUGCCGGAUUAUAAUCGUGCUGCUUUCAGCAACCGACGGGUUUCCAGCGGAUGACGGCUUACCGCGAAAGGCUGCCACAGUCUUUCAAGAUGCAGUCUAUUGCUGCAGUUGAGCGCCACUUACUUCGGGGUCGUCAGGAAGAUCCAGCCGCCUGCUAGCGGCGUCGGGCACCGACCGCAACAGUCAGAGAGCGGACGGAGGCGAUGACGACCGGUCGGCGGCGCUGAUGGACGAACCGCCUGCCGACACGGCUCCGGUGCUGGCCAUGGACACGGCGGCGGUCGCCGGGCAGGCCGCCAGGACCCUAGGCUCGCCACAGCUCAGGGUUCCCGCGGCGACCACCCUUCAGGUGCCCCGGCACCGGAGCCUGCCCAAUGAUGGACAGGUGGCACCGCGCACUUCGGAGCAGCCCGGUGACCUGGAGCUGCUUGAAAAUGGUGUUCCAAGCCCGUCCAACCGAAGCAGCACAUGCUCGGAAAUUGUGCGCAUCGAGCAGAUGGCCAGUGACCAGGACUCGCCGCCGGAGACCAAGCUUGGCAAAUACAUCGGCAGAAUCAGGGGCCUUAAGAAAUGGGCAGUGCGCCACAAAAAGGCGAAGGAGCCCGAUCGACCAGAUUCGUUCUUGGAGAAGUUCGCCAUGGGACAAGCAGCGGACGAAGCACCGGAACGAUCAAAAGGGGAGGAAACAAAGCAAAGCUUCUUCCAGAAGCAUGGCCGUUCAUUUGUCGUGGACCCCGCCGAGAACUUCCACUACCGCUGGCUAUCCGUAAUCAGCGCCGCAGUUCUUUACAAUGUGCUUGUCAUCGUGGGUCGCAGUGUGUUCUGGGAACUGCAGAACGCCAUGCCUAUCGCUUGGUACGUGUUUGACUACACCUGCGACGGCAUCUACCUCCUCGACAUGGUCUUCCACGGCAGAACAGGAUACCUUGAGCAAGGCCUUCUCGUCAGGAACACUCGCAAGCUCCUGAAAAGGUACAUAGAGUCGCUGCACUUCAAGCUAGACCUCAUCAGCCUGGUUCCUACGGACAUAGCAUACUUCUUCCUUGGUGUCCAGUGCAAUGUGCGCGUGCCGUGUACAGUGAUUGUGCGGCUGAACCGCCUCUUCCGCGCCUACCGAAUGCAGGAAUUCUCGGAUCGGACCGAGGCCCGCACAAACUUUCCGUACGCAUUCCGCAUCGCCAAGCUUAUUUUCCUCAUAUUGGUGAUCAUCCACUGGAACGCGUGCCUAUACUUCGCCGUCAGCUACGCUAUAGGCUUCGGCACAGAUAACUGGGUGUACAAGAACAUUAGCCUGCCCGUGUACGGCACACUGCGGCAUCAGUACAUCUACAGUUUCUACUGGUCAACGCUGACCCUGACAACCAUAGGUGAAGUGCCUAUUCCGGAGAAGGACGCGGAGUACGUGUUCGUCGUCAUUGACUUUCUUGUUGGCGUGCUAAUCUUCGCCACCAUCGUCGGUAAUGUGGGCAGCAUGAUCACUAACAUGAAUGCUGCGAGAGCUGACUUUCAACACCGCAUGGACAGCGUGAAGCAAUACAUGGAGUUCAGAAAAGUGAGUAAAGAGCUGGAGAACCGGGUCAUAAAGUGGUUCGACUACCUCUGGACAAACAAGCAGUCAUUGGACGAAGAUAAGAUUACGUCGAUGCUUCCUGACAAACUGAAAGCUGAGAUCGCGAUCCACGUACAUUUGGAUACAUUGAAAAGAGUGAAACUCUUCCAAGACUGCGAGCCGGGACUUUUGGUGCAGUUAGUGUUGAAGCUGAGGCUUCAAGUAUUUAGCCCUGGAGACUACAUCUGCCGCAAGGGUGACGUCGGCAAGGAGAUGUAUAUUGUAAAAAGGGGAAAACUGAGCGUGGUUGGUGACGACGGGCGGACUGUGUUUGCCACCUUGAGUGACGGUAGCGUGUUCGGGGAACUCAGCAUACUGAACAUUACUGGCAACAGGACAGGAAACCGUAGGACGGCGAACGUUCGCAGCGUAGGCUACUCUGACCUUUUUUGCCUCUCCAAAGAGGACCUCUGGAUAGUACUGGAGGAAUAUGCGGAGGCUAAGAAGAUGCUGAUCGAAAGAGGACGCAGCAUACUGCGCCGUGAUGGCCUGUUGGACGAAGACGCCGUCAAGGCUUCUGAGAAAGAACAGGAGUCUCUGCAGGGAAAGUGUGAUCGGCUCGAGAAAGCAUUAGACAACCUUCAAACGCGAUUUGCCCGGCUUCUGGCCGAGUACAUGGCCUUCCAGGUGAAGAUGAAACAACGCAUAAGCAGACUAGAAGGGCGCGCAGACGUCGAUGACAACGUACCAGUCACUGUGGAUGAUGACGAUGACGCUGCCAGUCAAAGCAGCCAGCUGUGAUGUUGUCUGACUUCAAUGGCUGAAUGCUUUGUGCUGAAUGGACGGGUUAAUUCAUCUAAACACUCAUGUAUCUAGUAUCACAAUGUUAGAUUUUGCAGAGUUGAAUCUGUUUAGUCUAUAGUUUGAAUGUUAGGAGCGGUAAUCAUUGUUACCACGCUUUUCUAUAUUGCGAUAUUACUGCGUGUGUUUUAAAGUAAUUUUAGUAUAACUUGAGCAUAAACGCGAUUGGGAAGUCUUUCACAGCAACAAAACAAAAAAAGAAAAGAAAAUCUAACCAUUGUUGAACGCUCAAGUUAGGUUACACGAUGUGGUAUCUACGUCAGUAUCUACGUCUUACACUAAGCAGUAUCUAAAAAAAGGCAUGAACCGGACCCCAUGAGCAUAAAAUCUGCUGUUUGAUGCUAUUUUUUCCAAUCAAAGAGUCAUAUACAAGU
Messenger RNA from Dermacentor silvarum, 3323 nucleotides. It is a transcript of the gene CngA, whose product is annotated as cyclic nucleotide-gated cation channel alpha-3. Gene Ontology annotation, cellular component: intracellular cyclic nucleotide activated cation channel complex; plasma membrane. The transcript is spliced from 11 exons. The coding region runs from base 766 to 2889 and encodes 707 amino acids. Gene Ontology annotation, molecular function: protein-containing complex binding; cGMP binding; intracellularly cGMP-activated cation channel activity. Lineage: Eukaryota; Metazoa; Arthropoda; Arachnida; Ixodida; Ixodidae. The record is from RefSeq and is a predicted model, not a curated record. Gene Ontology annotation, biological process: monoatomic cation transmembrane transport.